UGGUGAACUGAGAAUAGAGUUUUAAGCGUGAUCAACAAGUGGGCGCUCUGGGAACUAUCUAGUAGCCCUACUGCAUUUAGAAGUAGCGGCCAUUCAUUAUGCUGAGAAGAAGGGGGACUUUAUAUGAAAAUUAGAUGCCCAAGGUAUCUGGACUUCUCUCUGCAGAUCAAUGAGUAUACAAGGCACGAAAAGGUUGUCGUUUGUGUUCUGAUAACUUGUGAAUGGAGAGGGGAAUGCUUCGGAAAGAGGAACGCACGCUUUAAACACCCGCUAAAUUCGAGUGUCCAGUGUCAUGAAACUAAAUCCACAGCAAGCUCCGCUAUAUGGUAAGUGUCUUCUGACGGUGCAGCUGGGUGAUGGAGAGCGUUUGGAGGAUGUAGAGUUCUACCUGCUGUUUGCUGGCACCACCCAGAGGCACCUGACCAGUACUUUGAGGAUAAGCCAUGUCACCCUACAGGCUGUGUGCCCAGCCCAUGACUGCUGUGAGUCGGUGCAAGUCACGCUGUGCUCUGCGCGGUCUGAUGGCUCGGUGGACCCUGUGGCCGAGGAGCGCUUCCAAUUCGUCCAGGACCUGGCCUUCGACAUGGCCCAGUUCCUGGUGAGCGCUGCAGGGCGGGCCGACGGUCUGGAGGGGGCGCUGCUGCUGGAUGAGUGCCAGAUCCCCCUGCAGGAGUGUGAGCGACUGGACGAGAGCCUCUCCCUGGCACUCAGACACCUGGCCCUGCCCCAGGGGUGGAGCGUCCUGGGCGCCAACGUAGGCACACCACCAGGUACCAACCUGGACAACAGCAUUGCUGAGCCCGCUCCACACGAGACCCUCUUGCACUUUGCGGCUCGGCGCGGUCUGCGGAGGGUGGCCCUGUUCCUGCUCGGGCAGCCAGGAGGCAGAGAGGCUCUCAGACUGCCCAACAAGCAGGGCUCUACACCAGUCAGUGUGGCAGAGAAGAGGGGCCACGACCAGCUACAGCAGCUCUUCACUGAGGUUGAGACCUUGUCAGAGACCCGGAUAAAGACGGAGGAGAGGCAGUGUUACCCAGGAGGCCGAGUGCUGCAGCACCACCCUAAACUGAACACAUACACCCUGACGGUGGACACGUUGCUAGGGAAACCUCUGCCCAGCCUAAAGGAAGAGGUGGAGGAGCUACAGAAACUCAUACAGCGCCACAGACACAACAAGGAAGAUCAUGUGCUCCAGCAGCAGUCCCCAGAUGAGCUGAACACUACAGCAGGAUCCAGUGGCAUCAGCAACACAUCAGCACACUCAGCCACAGAGUCCCAGCCCCCCCACAGCCAUGCCCAGCAGCGGAGAGAGGGCGAGACUCCAGCUUUCAGCGCACCAUCCUGUGAAGACCAGCAGGAGGAAGCUGAUAGAGAGAGGACAGGCGUAAUCACUGCCACGCAGGGCAGCAAGGCAGGGCGCUGUAAAAGGAACCAGGAAGAGAAAGAGAAGAGGAGAGCAGAGACUGAGACAGGCGAUAAGGCUGUUGCUGCUCCGACAAAGGCUUCACGAGCCAUGGGCCACACGCAGUCUCAGGAACACACGGAACACACGGAAGCUAAGCAUCAGCCCCCGGGGACUACAGGCAGCAGCAGAAGUGGCUGUGGGGACACAAGCGUUCAGAGGACUAUGGAAAGGCAGGGCGAGCCUGAGAACAUCCAGGAGAUGGAAUCUGGGGCUCCUGUGGAGAAUGGACAGCACGAUGGACAUAGCGGUGAGGUUGAGGUGGAGUAUGCUGAGGCCACUUCUGAAUGUACUCUUCAGAUUUUGACGGGAGCUGUGAGCCGCCAUGAGGCACAAGCUGUAGAGGCACAGGACUCCGAACAAAGACAGGAAACCACUACAGCAGUGACAAGUUAUUCUGUGGAACCCGAGUGGGCCGAUAACAGCAACCAGACCCGGGAGUCUGAGAGGGGCGGUAUAGACGAAAGAAAGACAGAGGCAGGAAACCCCAGCCAACAGACCAACGGUAGCACUGAGACAACCAGCAGCAGAAGUGGAGAGACUGACACAAACAGCAUGAAGCAGAGCCCCAUUAUGGUGGAGGGAGAGAUCAAGAGCAGCCAUUCACACGGACCAGGUUACGUUACAGCAAAAGAACCCAGUGAGCAGCAGGUUCUGGAUCAGCAAGUUGAGGAUACAGUGGAGGUAGUGGCAACCUCACCACAGCCAAGGCAGGACCAGGACGGCACCCACAGCCAGGGCCACGAGACUGGGCAGGAAUGUGAGGAACAGCCGUCCACUGACUUAGCCAGCAGAACAGCUGAGGACAGAGAGAGUGGAGAGACCAUGGGGCGACAACACUAUGAUGUCACGGUCCACACAUCGUCUUUUGAGGAAGGGGAACUCGUCCAGUCGGUCGGCUGCUCCACAGACAAACUGUCUAAGGAGGGGACAGUCACAGGACAGGAGGCCCCUGGGAAGAAGGUGUCUCUACAGUGGGCAUCGUUAGAAGAGGCAGACUCUCUGGCGUGUAGAGAGGAAAUAGCAGCCACAGCAGUAGCAGUGGUGGCCGUAGCAGUAGCAGCUGCUGUAGCAAGCCUAGAACAAUGCAACUCCAACUCCAUGCUGGAGGGAGGCCAGGUACAGGAAGCUGCCGCAGAGAUCCAGAGUAAGCAUCAGACCGGACCCAAAGACACUGCACGAAGGUCAGGGGUCACGGUGUCUGAGGCCACUGAGAACCUUAGCACCUCAGACAGGGGUCCGACUGUCUCAGCAAGUCCGUUAGAGGAGGAUGUGAUGGUCAAGAACCCCUCAAAGGGAGCGGAUGAGCCUCAUGUCAGACAGGGAGAGGAGAACAGUGAUCUGUCCAAUACCACACGUGGGAGUGAGAAUGGAGUGGAGGCCAGACUACCAGGCCUGAGUCUGACACAGGAAGAAAGUGUAGAAGCCAGCAGACAGUGUGCAGACUCCCACUCGCACACGUUGUUACAUGAUGAAAGGGCUGUGGACAGACAGAGUGGUGAGGUCAUAUCCUCCUCCUCCUCUAUCUCCCCAGAGAGAUCCUCAGAGCUGACACAUCAGGAGGCCAUCCCAGAGAGCCCGACCCCACCAGCCCCACCUGAACAUACACAUACACCCAGUGACUCGACCCUGACCACCCUUACACACCCAGACAGUGGUACAUCCCUGAAUCCAGAGCUGACUUCCCCCUUGGAGCUAGACAAUGGAACAGGCCUGGAUGACGAGCAGUACAGCUCCUCUGUGGAAGUAGUCAUUGGCAUGUCCUUGGGCCUUCAGUCUUCAGAUACACUGGAAAGCCUGGAUGGAGUGUGUGUGAGAAAGCUGGAUACUAAAGACGAGCAUUCUGAAGCUUUAAGACAGCUUGACAAGCCAGUGAAAGACAAAGAAAUAGUCUGUCCAUCCCAGGGAGAAGAGAAGGAGAAGAAGGAAUCCCUCUCAGACACAGCAGACUCUACACUGAUCCACAAAGAGAAGGAGUCAUUUUACCCUGUCCAGCCCUGCACAGAUCCCACACUACAGGUGAAGACCACGAUCCCAGAAUGCACAGAAUUCCCAGUAUCCGCAUGCUCAGAGAGUGUUGGAGGCUCUGUGUCGACCACUGGUGCCCUGCGGGACUCAGUCAGUGAUUUGGACAGUCUGGGAGAGAACAGUGUCUUCAGAAAGGGAGAGGAGGCUGUGACUGGGCCAAGUGAAAGCAACAGUGGUGUGUCGGUGUCCUUCUCCUCCAUAGACGACGUGGCCAGUGUGGGUCCCCUCAGCGCCUGCUCCCAGGGCAGUGUGGGUCCCCUCAGCGCCUGCUCCCAGGGCAGUGUGGGUCCUCUCAGUGUCUCCUCCCAGGGCAGUGUGGGUCCUCUCAGCGCCUGCUCCCAGGGCAGUGUGGGUCCCCUCAGCGCCUGCUCCCAGGGCAGUGUGGGUCCUCUCAGUGUCUCCUCCCAGGGCAGUGUGGGUCCUCUCAGCGCCUGCUCCCAGGGCAGUGUGGGUCCUCUCAGUGUCUCCUCCCAGGGCAGUGUGGGUCCUCUCAGUGUCUCCUCCCAGGGCAGUGUGGGUCCUCUCAGCGCCUGCUCCCAGGGCAGUGUGGGUCCUCUCAGCGCCUGCUCCCAGGGCAGUGUGGGUCCUCUCAGCGCCUGCUCCCAGGGCAGUGUGGGUCCUCUCAGCGCCUGCUCCCAGGGCAGUGUGGGUCCUCUCAGCGCCUGCUCCCAGGGCACUGUGGGUCCCCUCAGCGCCUGCUCCCAGGGCAGUGUGGGUCCUUGGGCAGGGGCGGGGGCAGGGGUGUUGAGCACUAGGGCCAGUUGGAGUGCCGGAGACGCCUGGCAGACGACAGGGAGGGGGGGAGAGGAGGACGAGAGGAAAGAUAAGCUGACAGAGGUGCCUGUGUGCUCUAUCCGCUCACUCUCUCCGUUCCGCCGGCACAGCUGGGGCCCGGGGAAGAAUCCCGCAGGAGACACAGACAUGAACCAACGCAGUUUAUUGCAAGGUCAAGGGGAAGGGAAGCCUCGAAAGCCAACAUUUCAUAGGAGAAGUAUGAGCUGGUGUCCCUCCAACGUCCCCCCUCCCCACCCGGAACAGAUUGAUAGCAGAAGUUACAGUUUGGAGGGUCUGGCUGGAGAGGAGGAUGCUGGGAAGAUCUCCUCUGGUGUGGGAACUGUUGCGCGUCUGGACAGUGAGGAGAGGGGCUCACUUCUGUCCCUAACAGAGGAGCAGGAGUCAGACCUGGGAGACUACAUCAGCCUCGACAGCCAGAAAUCAGGAAGAGUUCUGCCUGUGAGACACAGCUGUCCCUCCAUUCCUCACCAAGCACUCACAAAGUCGGUGUCCAUGCUGGCCAUCAGUCACAGAGACCUGGAUGGAAUGGGAUCGGCAUCACUAGAGCACAGCAUCUCUGAGGAGGACCCGGGGCCACUGCGGAGCGACUCUGAGGGGAGACAGGGGACCAAGGUCAGCCGCACCUUCAGUUACCUCAAGAGCAAGAUGAGUACUAAGAAGAACAAGGAGAAAGAGAAGGCUCAGGGGAAGGAUAAAGACUCCAAGGAGAAGGAGAAAAAAAACCUGAACGGCCAUCUCUUCAGCUCUGUGAACCCAGCCCCAUCCGCAACCUGCCACCAAUGCAUCAAACCCAUUAUCACUAAAGAAGCCUUCCUCUGCACCAACUGCAACGCACAGGUCCAUAAGGGCUGCAGAGAGCGUCUUCCUGUGUGUGUCCAGGUCAAAAUGAAGCAGCAGAAGCAGCAAACGGUGCCAGAUUCUGCGUCCAUAUCCGGAGUCAUGUUGAGAAGUAAAUCUACAUCAUCGACAUCGUCUCGGGAGCGUCCGUGGUCUGCCAUCUUGUCCCCUGAUGACCAGGCCAUGGUUACGGUGGCAGCGGUGGUGCCUCGCAGGAAUCACAGCAUCCUCCCCUUUAACAAAAGCAACCUGUCCAAGAGCAUCUCCAUCAGCAACAUCGCAGGGCCAUUGAUGGAUGAGAUGCCACUGAAAGGCCUGAAGUACCUGUCCCAGUCCACAGACUCACUGCACAAGACCUCCAAGGUCAAUGAGUCCACUGAGUCUCUCACUGAUGAAGGGACUGAGAUGAUGGACAGCCAGCUGAUGGGAGAGUUUGAGGCAGAGUCUAAGGAUCUUGAGGCAGACUCCUGGACCUUCACUGUGGACAAGAAGUAUGUGAAGGGGCUCAAGAAGGAGGUGGUCAAGAGACAGGACGUCAUCUAUGAGCUGGUCCAGACAGAGAUGCACCACGUACGGACGCUGAGGAUCAUGUCUGAGGUGUACAGUAAGGGCCUGCAGAAGGAGUUGCAGCUGGAGGCCCUGACGGUGGAGCGGGUGUUCCCCAUGCUGGAGGAACUCCUGGACCUACACACAGACUUCUUCACACACCUCCUGGAGCGCAAGAGGGAGUCUUCAAUCGAAGGUCGGGAUGACGGGAGCUUCCUCAUCCACAAGAUAGGAGACGUCCUUGUCUCACAGUUCUCAGGGCCCAAUGCGGACCGCAUGAAGAAAGUCUACGGGAAAUUCUGCAGUCGCCACAACGAGGCAGUUAACUUUUAUAAGGAGCUUCACACCAAAGACAAACGCUUCCAAGCCUUCAUUAAGAAAAAGAUGAGCAGCACAAUCGUCCGAAGACUAGGCAUUCCAGAGUGUAUCUUAUUAGUGACACAGCGAAUAACCAAGUACCCCGUGCUACUACAGAGGAUACUGCAUCACACCAAAGAGAAUGAGGAAGACCAUGAUGAUAUAACCCAGGCUCUGAGGCUGGUGAAGGAGAUUCUAAAUGCAGUGGACAACAAGGUGAACGAACACGACAAGAAGAAACGGUUGAAAGAAGUGUACAGUCGUACGGACAGCAAGUCCAUUCAGAGGAUGAAGAGUGGCCAGAUGUUUGCACGGGAAGACCUGGUGAGAGGCAGGAGGCUGCUGCAUGAUGGACCACUGCAGCUCAAGAACUCUGCAGGCAGACUAAAGGAUGUCCAGGCCAUGCUGCUGUCCGACGUCUUUGUGUUCCUCCAGGAGAAAGACCAGAAAUAUGUCUUUGCCUCACUGGACCAGCGGUCCACGGUGAUCUCCCUGCAGAAGCUGAUUGUGCGUGAGGUGGCUAAUGAGGAGAGGGGUCUGUUCCUGAUCACAGCGGGGAUAGAGAAGCCAGAGAUGGUGGAGGUGCUGGCCAGCACCAAGGAGGAACGCAACACCUGGAUGCAGCUCAUACAGGACGCCAUGCACUCCAUAGAGAAGGAUGAUGAUGAGGGAAUCCCCAGUGAGACCGAGGAAGACAAGAGACUGCUAGAGACCAAAGCACGGGAGAUUAGAGAGCUGCUGAGGAAGAAGGAUGAGCAGAUCAUGAGUCUAUUGGAGGAGAAGGUGAAGGUGUUCAGGGAAAUGUGUGAGGGUGGCAGCAGACCAGCAGAGGAGACCAGACCAACCCAGUCCAUCAGGGCCAGAAUGCUGUUUAGAGCCACCCCAGAUGACAUCACCAAGGGAGAGCCCAUCAUGAAGGAUGCCCUGAGGGAAGUGGAGACUCUCCAUGUGCUGGUGAAUGGAAGUCUGGGCGGGGCCGUGGGGCAGCAGGUGUCCAGUACCCAGGAUGCAUCAGGGGGCAGUGUGGGGCCGGUGUGUCUGCCUCGCCGCGCUGAGACCUUCGGAGGCUUCGACAGCCACCAGAUGAACAUCUCCAAGAACGGAGAGAAAGAAGAGGGGGAUGACUCAUUAGACCUUCGGAGGACUGAGUCAGACGGCGUGUUAAAGAAGGGGGGCAACAACAACCUACUGCUGCUGCUCAAGAGGAACAGUGAGCAGGUCCUCCAGAGUGUCACACACCUCCAUGACCUCCUCAGCACACUGCAGGCAGUGGUGGUGCAGCAGGACACCUUCAUCGAGGACCAGCGUCAUGCUCUGGCUGAGCGGCCAGCCUCACGCCACUCCUCCACCUCCUCCCUUUCCUCCUCCUCCUCACGGCCCAACUCCCUGAUUGAGCAGGAGAAACAGCGCAGCCUGGAGAAGCAGAGGCAGGAGGUGGCCAACCUGCAGCGCCAGCAGGUGGCCCACGCUGAUGAGAGGAGGAGGAGGGAGAGGGAGUGGGAGGUGAGGGAGUCGGGGCUGGGCGACAGGGAGGUGCAGGUGAAGGAGCAGGAGGAGGAGACAGUAAAGAGGCGUAGGCAGAUGGAGGAGGAGAGGAAGGAGCUCUUACGGAGGAAGGAGGAGUACCAGAGGGAUCUGGAGAGGCUGAGGGACGCCCAGAGAAAGCUGGACAGAGACAAGGAGACGCUGCAGCGGGAGGCUGAGAUGGUGGAGCAGAUGAAGAAAGCCGAGGUAGAGCAGGCACACAGGACCCAGCGGACGCCCUCCACCACCUCAGAGGAGUCCAUGAAGUUUCAGAGCUCCACCUCUCUGGAUAAAGAGCCUGGAGGAGGGGAAGCAGAGCUGUCCUCCUCCCCCGCCACCAAAGAACCCUUCCUCAGGAUGGGCUCCAAGAGGAAAGGGAAGAACCUGAACCCCUUCUCCUCCUCGUCCUCUUCCUCCAACGCCAGCUCCAAGGCCCAGAGCUGCACAGAGGGCCAGAACCAAAUCCCUAACCGCCUGAUGCAGAUGGCCAAGACCAAGGACAAGGAGAAGAAGAAGAAGAAAGGGAAGGGGCAGCAAUCACAGCCAGAUCCUGAAAACACUGGGGGCACAGAGCCUCAGGGCGACGGAAAGAUCUUCUUCUGCUGAUCCCUCUGUCAUCCACUAUCCCACAAUGCCCCACACUCACUGCAUCAACUGACUGCCAGACCAUGUAGUAGUGUGGCCAGAUAGACAUGCACCCCAUUGACAUACUGUACCCUACCCACUGAUCUGGACCUGGAGGGGAUGGCCAUGGACAGGAUGUACAGCUUGAGCACUUCCUGUGAACUUAUUACGGAACCAUGCAGACACUUCCCGCUUAGUUGCCACUGAAUUGUCAAGGUGUAACUUUUGGAUGAAGAUAAUUCCGGUUUGAUUCUGUGGUGAAGCUGCACGUCUGCUGUGGCAUGGAUUGGAUUGGUAUGCAUGGGUUGGUUACUUUGGUGUUUGAUAGUGUUCAGAAAUGAUUUGGACAGUUUCAGGAAUUUUACCAUGGCUAGAAGAAGAUUUAGCAUUCAUGAAGUAUACAGUAGCUGACAUUCGUUUUCUAUGUGAAGGGAAGAUUUAACAGAGCAGGUGUCGUAGGGGAGUGACUGUGGUAGAAUGUUCUGCAUUUCACAAAUUCAAGUAUACCCUAAUACCCAAUAUGACAAAAGAGAGCAUACAGUACACCCUAUUCAACAAUUCCAGUUGAGUGAGUAAAGCUUAUGUAAUAGUGUUUAUUGACAUACUUCUAAAGGUAUUGCUUAACACUGGGCCCCAUAAUGCUUCGUUCCCGCCUGUAAGGAACUACAGCCUCAUUCAUCCCAUCAGCACUACAUCAGUUGUAAAGAAAGGCAACUCAAGGCUAGAGAAGACGAGACUAACCACAGAGUCCGAGUUGUGAGAAGAGGAUGAAUGAGUCUGGGAGAAACGGAAAACAAGACAAGCCAAAGAAAGAGAAAGAAUAGCUUGUAAUGGAGGAGAGAAAAGAGAGAGAGAGAGAUGAGUGACGAAGAGGAAGAGCUGAAGAGAGUGUGUAAGGAAGCGAAACUCAAAGACAUAGUGGCUGACUUGCUUUUGUCGCUAUUGUCCACUUUGCAAUUGAAUAUAAUGAUGAUGAACUGUUAGACGCUACGGUUCCAGCUGACUGAAUGGGUAGAAGAAACAUUUGCGGUACUUGUUUCUAUUCCUCCACUGCACACUUGAGUUUGAAUUUGUGAACCCUUUUAUUUGUCAAUCACUGCAAUGCAAUACUGGCACAGGGUUUGAAGUUGAUGAUAAUAUUCACUCUGUUACAAGUGGCAAGACUUCCUGCUUUACAAUGAGUGACAAUCAUUCAAUAUACACAGACUAAAUCGAAAUCCAGACUGAUUAAGGGAUAUCUAUCUCACAAGAAUGGAUUUACAGAAACAAAAGUUCUGAUUACAUUUUUGGGUAAUAUUUUAAUGCUGAUAUUGGAAUAGAUGAAUCUAGCCCUGACCAACCAUUCCCAUUGGAAUUACACUGAUACUGUAUAUCUGCCUGCAGGACAGGCUGUUCGUCUAUUAGUAAAACCAAACCAAACCUUUCCUCUGUACAAAACCCCAUAUUUCCCUAUUUUCCCUGCAGUCUGCUCUAGUAUUGGUAGCCUGUGGUACCAUAAGCUCUCUUGUGCCUCUCAAAUAGUCCAGAAUAAUUAAUGUCCCUGUAUUUUCUUCAUUUAUAUUUUUACGCGCAUGCUCCAGUCUUGGGUUUUGAUCCAUAUAACCAGGGGUGCAUUAUGCGUAAUAUUUCAGUUUUGUCGUUUCUCUUUACUGCUGAUGAGCAGAAUUUAAAAUGAAAGCACAGCAAAGUCCUCUUCUGACUCUGUAAAUCUGAAAUAUGGUGCUAAUCAUCAGUCACAUAGGCUGUGUUUACACCCAAAUCUGAUCUUUUUAUCACUAAUUGGUCUUUUGACUUAUCAGAUCAGCUCUAAAAAAUAUAUAUGAUCUGAUGGGUAAAAAUACAAAUUAGUGGAAAAAAUAUCAGAAUUAGGUUGCCUGUGUAAAUGCAGCCUAACUGUUCUGCUUUUUCUUGUCUGUGUUGGUUUAUCUUGUUUUGACCAUCAGAUGGCGCUGUGGCAAUCUUCAUAAUUCACCACCACUAUCUACUCUGUGGGAUUUGUCAUCUUGAUAUUUCACAACAAUUCCCCCUGGUCAUAUAUAUGCAAAGUGAAUCACCACGUUAACAUGGUGUUUAAUGGCUUGUUUAGUGAUUUUACAAAAGUGAAAGCAUAGGGAGGGAUCAUUGGCAUUUUGAUUGAUUGGUUCAUUCACACUUACUGACUUGCCUUAAUAGACAUAUUCCGCUUUUGACAGGUGUGAACGUUCUUAGACCCUACCCUUUAUCACUUGAUAUUCUUCUGGGAAUAUCUGCUACUCAUCCCUUCAACAACUGUCAUGGCCGUCUACAGUAUAGAUGUUGAGCAGUGCUACAGUUGCUCUGAAAUGUUGUACAUGAUGCAUUGUGGCAAAUGCAGAGAUAGGGGAGACCAUUAUGAUCAAAUUGAAAUGCACUAGAAUAUUAGCCAGCAUCUGUGAUGAGUUGGAGUGGGUUUUACAGUUAUACUGUAUAUCUGUGCUUUUAAAGUAAUUUGUUGUUUGUACUAAAAAGGUACAAUUUGUAUUUCUUGCGGAAUUUCAUGUAAAAAGAAAAAAAAGGGCAAAGCAACCAUUAUGUAAAUAUGUGUCAUGUACAAAUUUAACUUUUAAAGUAUUGUUUGUGGAUUUUUGGAUCGAUUUAAGCUUUUUAUAAUGAGGCUUUAUUUAUCAGUGUCCUCCCUGUUUUGGAGGUAUAAAAUGUAAAUUCAUUUUUCUCUUAAUAAAUAACUAUUAUUGUUUGUCAACUGA
Salvelinus fontinalis (brook trout) is the source of this 10896-nucleotide messenger RNA. Its product is annotated as A-kinase anchor protein 13-like. NCBI's taxonomy places the organism in Eukaryota, Metazoa, Chordata, Actinopteri, Salmoniformes, Salmonidae. Gene Ontology annotation, cellular component: membrane; actin cytoskeleton. The record is from RefSeq and is a predicted model, not a curated record. Gene Ontology annotation, molecular function: MAP kinase scaffold activity; guanyl-nucleotide exchange factor activity. The transcript has 38 exons. The coding region runs from base 293 to 8155 and encodes 2620 amino acids. Gene Ontology annotation, biological process: adrenergic receptor signaling pathway; positive regulation of canonical NF-kappaB signal transduction; regulation of Rho protein signal transduction.